CUCUCUCUCUCUCUCUCUCUCUCUCUCUCUCUCUCUUUCCCUCUUUCUCUCUCUCUCUCUCUCUCUCUCUCUCUUUCUCUCACUCUCUUUCUCUCUCUCUCUCCUUCCUUUCUUUAAAAAAAUUACACACAUACAGACACGGACACAGAUACGUGACGUUACACAUUAAACAUUUUCCUUCCUAUUUCAUUAAAAGAUUUCAUUCCUUCGUUUAAAUCAGUUCGUUCCGUGUUUUUGAUCAUUAUUAAAAUAAAUUCGCGAGGAACAAUAUGUUAUUGUUCACUUUCGAAAUUAGUUAAGAAAAAAGUGAUUCGAUGAUCAGUCAAAUGCGUAAGAGUUGAUGGUGAACGUGCCAAUUUUCGGAGGGACAAUCCUCAACAUUACCAAUCCCACGUAUCUACUAUUCCAAUCGAUAUCAGCUCUUAGUAGAUGAGCUCUUAAAUGAGAAGUUUCGACGAACGAGAAGUGGAGACGAACACCGCAAAACCCGUCGUGUGACGUGCGAAUGCGUGAAAACCGCGUGACAGGAUGAUAUCCAUCUAGUACUUUGAUUUGCAUCGAAUCGUUUCUACGGUGUCACCGGUGUUGUUGCGGCUCGAUGCAACAGUUCUCGGUGAUUUCAAUCGAGUGCCACCUGAUCGAUGGGAUCUUUACGGAACCGACUUUAGAGCCAGGCUAUAAUCUUGUUACUACCAUUCCACGGGGUGCAGUGGCAUUGAACGUGACCGAGUUACGUCAUACGCAAAAUUAUUUGGCGAUCAGAUUGCAAAAUGGGAGUUAUUUACUCAAUGGCAACUACAGUAUCAAUUGGUCUGGCGAAUACAACGCAGCUGGCACAACAUUCGCAUACAUCCGGCAGAGCUCACAAAAUUUGGAAAGUUUCUCGGCUGCAGGACCAUUGCACGAGUCCAUUGAUGUUAUGGUGCUGUAUCAAGAGCCCAAUCCUGGUAUAGUGUACCGUUAUAUCAUUCCUGGAAGUAGUGCCAGUGCACCGAGCAACUCUCAUCUCACUCGCAAUACAGUUUUUAAUAGACCGAUCGAAGCAGCGCCAGCAAGUACCUCGCUCAGAAAAACGGACAGCGUGAACACGACGACAACUAUAGACGACGUCGCAACGAACGCCUCGUACGUUCCGAAGCGAUAUAAGAAACGAAAAUUUGCAUGGAAACCGGCCGGUUACACAGAAUGCAAUAAAUCCUGUGGCGGAGGUGUCCAAACGUUGAAAUAUGCGUGUGUACGAGAACACACGCAGAUUCAGGUCUUCGAUAAGAGAUGUCACACGUUGGAGAAACCACGAGAGGUUCGAUUAAGGUGCAACACCAAUCCCUGCCCACCCAUAUGGAGACCAACCGCAUGGAAUCCAUGUUCAGUCAGCUGCGGUACUGGCAUACGUACACGAGAUCUGGAAUGCGUUCAAGAGAUCAGAUCGACCUUAACGGUAAUCGUAUCCGAGGGUGCUUGCAUGGAGCCAAGAAAUUUACCUAUCAGUGAGGUGUGCAACGAGACACCUUGCGAAAAAGCUACAAGAAUAUCAGAAGGACAAUCCUUCAACUGGAAUGUUGGAUCUUGGUCCGAGUGCUCGACAACGUGUGGGGUAGGUAAAAGAACGAGACUCGUAACGUGCGAACCACAAGAAUACCUCUGUAACGUAGCGGAGAAACCAAUUUCUCAAGAGGUUUGCGACUUGGGUCCUUGCACCGUGAAAUUUUCUUCUACCAACGCAAUUUCGUCGACCGAACAACGAGUAACCUCUCAAUGGCUUUAUACCGAAUGGCCAGAACAGUGUUCCGUUGAAUGUGGCCUCGGCAUGCAAAGCAGAAGAGUUUUUUGUGAAAAAAAUUCCGAAGAGGAGUGUGAUCCAACGAAUCGUCCGGAAUCAUCGAGAUCUUGUUCGAGUAACAGAACAUGUAGCGGUCAAUGGUUUGUCGGUCCUUGGUCUGAGUGUUCAUCACAUUGUGAUUUUGGUGAACAAAUCAGAGAAGCCGUUUGCGUGACUAUACUCCGUGGUGCUCUUCGCGUCGUCCUCGAUAUGAAUUGUCCUGCGAAUAAGCCAGAAACAAGAAAAUCUUGCAGAAGUGCUCCUUGUUCGUUUGCUUGGUUUACGUCCGAUUGGAGCGAGUGUUCCCGAUCUUGUGGCAAGGGUAUACAAAAGAGAGAAGUCAAGUGUUUGUCACCGGAAAAUCAACCAAACGAGUAUCAUCAAGUAGUUCAUUGUGACGAGGACGAUCGACCAGUUUCUCGACGAACUUGCAAUGAUUAUUCUUGUAAAAAUGAUACUCACGGUUCUGAGAAUGUACCAAGAGUGUCGCAAAUUCAAGACGAUCCAGAGAUAUAUAAUGGUCUUGAAGAGAAUCCAUUUUGCAAGGACAACAUACCAAAUUGUGCUUUAGUAAUCCAAGCUCGUCUUUGCACUUAUCAAUUUUAUCAACGAUCAUGCUGUCUUUCUUGCUCUAGAGCUAAACACGAACCAGAAUGAACGGAUAAUUGCAAUUUAAAAAUAUUAAAUUUAUAAAUAAUUCAGCGAAAAAUAAGCAGGAACAAAAUUGUUUAGAAAAAUUUGUUAAUCAUUAAUAGAUUUCAGCAAUUCCAUGUUAAAGUAUGAUAAUAAUUCAUGCAUCGGCGAAACAUGAUAGUUAUCAAUAUUCCGUCUUCCAAGCACGAAAACUUCGUAGUUUUUAGUAAAAAAUGCUUUAUACAUUUACUUAGUGGCUUAAUCAUAAUCCAUUGUAUUUUUGUCAAAACGUGCGAUUUCACGCUAAGGACGAAACAUUAAAUGACGCUUUUCAACUGUCAAUUGAAGAUCCUUAUGACGUUGCAAAUUCUUCAUACAUACGAUUGACUAAUACUUUUCGUAUGGCGUGACUGAAACGUGUACACGUAAUAUUCGAACACGUUUAAACGAAAUAAUAUAUAUAUAUAUAUAUAUUAUAUCGUGAAAGAAUAUUCCAGAAUAAUCGCACCUAAUUUAAAACGAUGAUGAAAAUCAAAAUGUGACAUUACACUGCUUUUUCUUUUUUUUUUCUUUGUCUUUUUUCUCUUUCAUAUAUCUAAUCCUUAUUUGUAUCGUUUAUUAAUAAAUUAUAAGACAAGCUGCUUCGAAUAUUUUCAAGAAAGAAAAGAUAACACAAAUGUAGGAUAGAACAAUCCUACGAGGUGAAUAUUACAGUAUUAUAUAAUGACGUAAUUAAUAUAUAUAUAUACAUAUGUAUAUAUAUAUGUAUAUAUAUAUGUAUAUAUAUAUAUAUAUAUAUAUAUAUAUACAUACAUAUACACAUACAUAUAUAUAUACAUACAUAUAUAUAUAUGUAUGUAUGUAUGUAUGUAUGUAUGUAUGUAUGUAUGUAUGUAUGUAUGUUUGUAUGUAUGUAUAUAUAUUAACAAUAAGACGUGCGUUAAAGAUUUAACCAACUAUUUACAAUGUUAGCGCGUUACGAAAAAGUAUUCACACCGUUGCACUGUUAAUAUGAAAUAAAUUAUAUACACACGUA
Vespa crabro (European hornet) is the source of this 3488-nucleotide messenger RNA. Its product is annotated as thrombospondin type-1 domain-containing protein 4-like. Lineage: Eukaryota; Metazoa; Arthropoda; Insecta; Hymenoptera; Vespidae. The record is from RefSeq and is a predicted model, not a curated record. The transcript has 13 exons. Gene Ontology annotation, cellular component: extracellular matrix. Bases 599 to 2476 code for a protein of 625 amino acids. Gene Ontology annotation, molecular function: metalloendopeptidase activity. Gene Ontology annotation, biological process: extracellular matrix organization.